CCCUACUCCUACAACACCUUUCACUUCCAAGUUCAAACAUGAAUUCCCCAAAGCACCACCACUGCGUCACUUCCCUCAAAACCCUAACCCCCCACAUCACCUGCCUGGCGCUCCACCGUAACCUCCUCUACGCCGCAUCCCUCAACCUCAUCAACGUCUUCGACCUCUCCCACCACUCCCACAUCGACGCCUUCAACCAAAGCCCCGCCUCAGGCUUCGUCAAGUCCAUCGCAUUCAGAGCCUCAAAGGUCUUCACCGCGCACCAAGACUGCAAGAUUCGCGUCUGGCUCAUCACCCCCUCCAAACGACACCGUCUCCUCUCCUCCCUCCCCACCGUCGCCGACCGCCUGCGCCGCUGCAUCGUCCCCCGCAACUACGUCAGCGUCCGCCGCCACAAGACCACCCUCUGGAUCCAGCAUUGCGACACCGUCUCCGGCCUGGCCGUCAACCACACCCUCAUGUAUUCCGUUUCCUGGGACAAGAGCUUCAAGGUUUGGGACCUCUUCAGUUACCGCUGCUUGGAGUCCGUCACGGCGCACGACGACGCCAUCAACGCCGUGGCCGUCGGCGGAGACGGCACCGUCUACACGGCCUCCGCGGACGGGAGCAUCAAGGUCUGGAGGAGAGGCAACGAGGCCAAGCGGCAUGCGUUGGUGAGCAACAUAGGGAAGCAGAAGUCGACGGUGAAUGCGCUUGUUUUGGAUGGUGACGGCACGGCUUUGUUUUCCGGCGGUUGCGACGGCGCCAUCUGCCGGUGGGUGUGGGGGGAGAACGACGUGGUGAAGAUGGAGACUUUGCGGGGUCACGGUGGGGCCAUAUUGUGUCUGAUCCACGUGGCGGGGGUGUUGGCGAGUGCGUCAGCGGAUCUAACGGUUAGGAUCUGGCGAGGUCAAAGAGGGAGUGGUGGGUAUUGUUGCAGGGCGGUGUUGGAAGGGCACCAGAAACCGGUGAAGUCAUUGGUGGCGUUUUCUGGUGAGGGAGACUCCAACGGCGUCGUUACUCUCUUCAGUGGAAGCCUUGACGGGGAGAUUAAGGUCUGGGAGGUCUUUGCUUUGCUUUGAAUCUGCUGCAUUCAUUUUCCCUACCAAGAUCACCAUUUAAAAACUACAAUAUUAUUACAACACGUACGUUAAAAGUUAUAACCCUCACACUAAUAUUGUGUGGGUUUGCAAUAUAUAUAGGAUGAAUCAUGAAACGCAGACCCUAUGUAACAUGUGCUUUUCUUGUGUUCAUAAAAUCACUCUUCAAACCUGUUUCCUAAACUUUAUUCCGUGUCACUCAUAUAAUUUCCCAUUCCAAAGCCUUGUUACUAGAACUGUACUAUAAAUAAAUAACUAAUUA
This is a messenger RNA of Cajanus cajan (pigeon pea), 1341 nucleotides long. Its product is annotated as protein JINGUBANG. NCBI's taxonomy places the organism in Eukaryota, Viridiplantae, Streptophyta, Magnoliopsida, Fabales, Fabaceae. The record is from RefSeq and is a predicted model, not a curated record. Gene Ontology annotation, molecular function: protein binding.